Spinacia oleracea (spinach) is the source of this 856-nucleotide messenger RNA. RefSeq lists its product as uncharacterized. The record is from RefSeq and is a predicted model, not a curated record. Gene Ontology annotation, biological process: magnesium ion transport. The coding region runs from base 41 to 421 and encodes 126 amino acids. NCBI's taxonomy places the organism in Eukaryota, Viridiplantae, Streptophyta, Magnoliopsida, Caryophyllales, Amaranthaceae. Gene Ontology annotation, cellular component: membrane. Gene Ontology annotation, molecular function: magnesium ion transmembrane transporter activity. The transcript is spliced from 4 exons.
CUGUGUGCAGGUGUUUGUACGAAUUUAAUUUAACGAGUUAAUGGUGGAUGGGACGGACGGAAAUCUGAGUAUAGGUGCGAAAAAAGACAACAUCGUUGGAAAAAGAAAUUAUCAACCCUCUUAUGGAGAUUACGGGGUUGGUCUGCCACAAGCCUUUUCAGCAUCUAACAUCUUGAAGAACUUAAAUUUGAAGGAUUGGGAUUCACAGAAUGGUUCACAAAUAGCUACAGAAUUGUGUGGAUUUGUAACCAUUUUGUCUGGGACGUUUCUGCUUAACAAAACAAAGGACAUGGGAAGUACUCCAACAGCACCAGCAGUACCUGUAACUGAACUUGUUAGGCAAUAUAGCAGCAAUUGCAUUCAUAAAAGUUCAAAGCAUUCUAACCUCCAUGGUAGCCCAGAACGCAAUUGCAGAGAAUAAGCUCAAUUUUUAGAGAUCCAACAAAUAUUUUUGCCGGUUAGAUGAUAUCUUGUCUCUUGGUGCACAAAGUUUGGGCUUGAAAUGUUCAUCACAAAUACAGAAUGGCCAAUUUUUUUUAGCAGAAGUGCAGACAAAUUUCUGAUUAAAGGGUGGACAAAUUCCUGACCUUUUUCUGAAGAAAUUUAUUCAUCGGAAAAUGCGGAUGAGGUUAGAGACAUGUGGGUCGAGUAUUUGCUCAAGCAAGAAGCGGAUGAAGAAAACAAAGUUGAUGGUAUGGAAAUAACUCCAUGAGUUUUGGUUCCAAUUGUUGAUAAGUUGUGAAUUAUUAUAUUUUGGAACUGGUUUUUGUUUUACGUUUUUUGAAAUUGCGAUAUAAAGCUUAGACGUUUAUGCAAAUUACAAUUAAUGUAAAGCUUUUGCGUUUUGAGCAUUACU